Oppiella nova is the source of this 592-nucleotide messenger RNA. Lineage: Eukaryota; Metazoa; Arthropoda; Arachnida; Sarcoptiformes; Oppiidae. The record is from the annotation of a GenBank genome assembly.
GUUAGAUAAUACAUUGAAACACACAAUGAGUUAUUUGACUAAAACGGUAGUGUUUGCGCUGUUAGUCGCACAUGGGUUGGGAAAGGCGCUCGACUACCCAAUCAUUGCCGGGUAUCCCUGUCCUCAGGAGGAUAUUGAUAACACUCUUUGUUUGGGUCCCAAAGACUGCUUAUAUCCCAAUCCCAGAGAUUGCAGUCGUUUUAUACAAUGUAAUGACGCGGGACUGGCGUAUGACAUGCCCUGCGCUCCGGGAAAUCUGCACUGGAAUAACGCCAUAAAGGAGUGCGAUUGGCCUGCAAACGCCAAUUGUGUGGUAGAGCCCGAGCCAACCACACCCGAGGCAACCACACCCGAGCCCACAACACCAGAGCCAACUACCCCAGAGCCUACAACUCCUGAACCUACACCUGAGCCCACAACAACUCAAAGGCCGACCCCAUUACCCGGUUUCGUGUGCUCUCUCGAUGACAUCGCGAACACCCAAUGCAUGGGCCCUAAGGACUGUCUAUACCCUCACCCAACAGACUGUAAUAAAUUCAUUCACUGCGAGGUUAACGCUGACGGACAGACCGGUAGACCGACAGUGAAGGAC